Molecule: messenger RNA, 1038 nt
Organism: Cucumis sativus (cucumber)
Lineage: Eukaryota; Viridiplantae; Streptophyta; Magnoliopsida; Cucurbitales; Cucurbitaceae
Product: 2-alkenal reductase (NADP(+)-dependent)
Exons: 5
Coding region: 1-1038 (345 amino acids)
Molecular function (GO): oxidoreductase activity, acting on the CH-CH group of donors, NAD or NADP as acceptor
Source: RefSeq, a predicted model, not a curated record
AUGGAAGUGAGAAAUAGAAUUGUGACUACCAGAAAAGGGAUUGAUGAAUUUCCAGUUGAAUCAGAUUUUGAGGUGAAAUGCGAAGAUUUUGUUGUGUUAGUGAAACAUGGGAGUGACGAUAUUAUUGUUAAAAACCUUUAUGUUUCAAUUGAUCCAUAUCAAAUUAACCGUAUGAAAAGCUUUAGUUCUUCCCAUAAAACUUCUAGUUUUGCGGCUCCCGUCAUUCCUUUUCAGCCUAUAGAUGCUUUGGGAGUGGGAGAAGUAUUGGCCUCAGGAAACCCUGAGUUUAAGGAGGGUGAUAUAGUAAUAGGGCUCAUAAAUUGGGCUGAAUACAGUGUGGUAAAAGCUCAAACCAACUUACUUAGAAAAUUGGACACUUUGGGAUUUCCAUUGACUCACCAUCUUGGCGUUUUAGGGUUUAGUGGGCUAUCAGCAUAUGCUGGUUUGUUUGAAGUAGCAAAGAUAAAGGAAGGAGAGAGAGUAUUCGUGUCUGCUGCUUCUGGCUCUGUUGGAAGUUUGGUUGGACAAUUAGCAAAAUUGCAUGGUUGCUAUGUUGUUGGUUGUGCCGGUUCUGAUCAAAAGGUGACAUUGCUCAAAGAAAAGCUUGGAUUUGAUGAUGCAUUCAAUUACAAGCAAGAAAAGGAUUUGACAACAACUUUAGAGAAGUAUUUCCCAGAUGGGAUUGAUGUUUAUUUUGACAACGUGGGAGGUGAAAUGCUAGAAGCAGCCAUAGCCAACAUGAAACCCUUUGGAAGAGUAGCAGUUUGUGGGGUUAUUUCUGAAUACACUAAUUCCAAAAAGGCAGUGCCAAACAUGGUUGAUUUGGUGUACAAAAGAAUCAAUGUUCAAGGCUUUUUAGCAGGAGAUUUCUUAGAUGUGUUUCCAAAUUUUGUCUCUAAGGUUUCUCAAUACCUUCAUUCUGGCGAAAUUGAACCCCUUGAAGACAUAUCAGUUGGGGUUGAGAAUAUUCCUUCUGCUUUCAUCGGGUUGUUUAAAGGUGAUAAUAUUGGAAAAAAGAUUGUCAAAUUUGCAGAGUGA